This is a messenger RNA of Lampris incognitus (smalleye Pacific opah), 1274 nucleotides long. RefSeq names its product glyoxalase domain containing 5 (gene glod5). The record is from RefSeq and is a predicted model, not a curated record. The transcript is spliced from 4 exons. Lineage: Eukaryota; Metazoa; Chordata; Actinopteri; Lampriformes; Lampridae. Bases 120 to 632 code for a protein of 170 amino acids.
GCAUCUGGCAUGUGUACCAGUCCAAUGGACUUCCGGAAUAGUCCAGGUAUUACGGUAAAACUUCGACGGUUACCGAGGAGGUGAAGAGGGAAAUAAAAGGGGCUUCACCGUCCGCCAGGAUGUCGCUUGUAAUCGCGGGGACUCGUUUGGCAAACUUUCAAGGACUUUAUUUGAAGACUCUCUCCAGUCAAACGUCACGAGUAUUCAGAUUUAACAGCGCCUGUCCAGUUCAACUGAGCCACUUGGACCACCUGGUCCUAACAGUGAAAAGUAUUCCCAACACCAUCAAUUUCUACUCCUCAGUGCUUGGCAUGAAGGUGAUCACUUUCAAGGGCGACCGUAAGGCCCUGGGGUUUGGAAAGCAGAAGUUUAACCUUCACCAAAUUGGUGCAGAAUUUGAACCCAAAGCCAGGCGACCAACCUCAGGGUCUGCAGAUCUGUGUCUCAUCACUAAGACCCCUCUGGGUACAGUUGCUGCACACUUGAAGGCUUGUGGGAUCAAAAUAGAGGAGGGUCCAGUGGAGAGGAGUGGAGCUGUAGGGGCCAUCACCUCACUGUACUUCCGGGAUCCGGAUGACAAUCUCAUCGAAGUCUCAGUCUACAACCAGCCAGCAUCAGAAGACAUCUCUUAGGAUGUAUUUAUAACUUGUUAGGCUUUGUUUGGAAAUUCAGAUUUAUGGGAUUUUUUUUUUUUACUUCUCUGGCAAACAUUUAAUAAACCACCAGAAUUAUUUUUGAAUGGCCUAUCAAUCAGCUCUUGGAGACCAACUUUGUACAGUACUUGUUAAAAUUGUGUUUGAAGGCCCCCUCUCAGUUCAGCAACACAUGCACUACUAUUAGGCCAAGGUAGAUAACAUCAGUUUACCAUGCUGAGGCCCCCAAAUUACUGUAUAAUUGUACUGACCAGUGGCUGCCAUUUGCAAUGUGCGUGAGAAACGGAAACAGAGAGUUUACUAUAGAUAUACUCCUAGUUUAGCUGCUGAAGUGAAAAACUCCUGACUAGACAUGAAGAUGUAAAAGGGGCAUACAGGUAUUUUGCUGUAAAAUAAUAUUUCAGAAUGUUAGGAGAGAAAUGUGUAAUAUCACUUGUUCAAAUUAUAUUACAUUCUUUCCGUCCUACAAGAUGAAAUCCUCUGUUGGGUAUUUUUCAGGUUGACUUUUGAUAUAUUUUUUUAAACUACAUCACUGUCUUUUCUCAUGAUUUGUCAAAAAAACAAAAAAAACAAAACAAAAACCCUUUAAAUCUUAUGGGAUUUCAGUAAAAAAAAAAGCAA